Molecule: messenger RNA, 2306 nt
Organism: Venturia canescens
Lineage: Eukaryota; Metazoa; Arthropoda; Insecta; Hymenoptera; Ichneumonidae
Exons: 5
Coding region: 328-1356 (342 amino acids)
Source: RefSeq, a predicted model, not a curated record
CAGUCUACCGCGAGCCUGCACCGUAGCAAGUUCCUUGCAUAAUACAACUGUAGUCGAGCGAGUCUGGCGUUUCGCGAGAUCGGCGAUGAGUGACGAGUCGCCCUGAAUGAAAAAGUACAAUAAAAAAUAAUUUUCGAAAAAUUGGUGUGCCGCGGUAUUGAAAGAGUGCGAAUAUCUCGGCCGCGGAGGAUCGAUCAUCUCGUAUUUUUAUUCGUUCAGCGAUAAAUGAUCGAUCAAUGAGUGCCUCGGUCGAUCGAAACUCGAUCGUUUUCUCGAGUGAGUGAAGAGACGGCGGGGAAAAUCUCAGGAACAACGAUUCUUGCAACGAUGGCAACUCCGACGGUUAAAUUACGAAUAAUGUGGCAAUGUUGGAUUCUCGUACUCUGUGCAACAGGAAUAUUUGGCGCCAUCUUCGAGCCGAAGAGCAUCAGCAUCGACGCACCAUCCAACAAUCGUGAAAUAACCCCUGGAACGACGAUUCUCAGGUUCGCCUGUCCCGUGGGAUUUUUCCGACUGAAUAGAAAAUGCUACUACUUGAGUGCAGGUACCGCGACCUGGCAGCAGGCACACUUCCAUUGCAAAGACAGAAAUUCGACACUGGCAGCCCCGGACAAGAAGGGAAAGGACAGAAAACUGAGGAAAUACCUGAUGGGCGACCAGUUCGCGAAAUUGGAGCGAUGGAUCGGGGGAAUUUACGACUGGCACGGAAUGACCUGGAACUGGGGUUUGUCAGGUGAAAAAAUUUUAUUCCACAAUUUCGAAAAGCUCGAGGAGGGAGAUCCGAAGCAAUACGCGUGGCAUUGCAUCGUGAUGGAUCCGAGAAUCGAGUACAAAUGGAGGCCAACGAGCUGCGUGAAAAGGAAACAUUACAUAUGCGAGGUUCCUGCAGGACGAAUAGAACGAAGACGCAGAUACGGAUACGAUUCGAGUUCCGCGCCUCAGAAUCAACGAAUGAAGCCGAGAAAGGGAAAAAAAUAUACCAAAAACGAGAGAAAAAUUCGCAGGAGAAAUCGAGCGCGAAACGAGUGGAAGGGAGACAGAGAUGUGCAAAACAGAAACGAACAAUGGGCGAAUGGGGUCAAAUUGGGAUCGCGACCGCCAGCCAAUAUGAGAGCGAUGAACGGAACGAGACGAGGCAACAGGAAGAGACACCGCGGAUCAACCAGACUGCAUCCGGGGAGCAACACACCGAAAAUAACGCAAAUAUUGUCGCAGGGUCAGGAGUAUGGUUCAUAUUUGGGCGACGGUCCAGCGAGAACGCAGCAUCAAGCACUGUCGGAGGACACUGCGGCGAUUAAUCAAUUUCAUGCGAAACUCAACGAUCUCUCGCUCGAGGAGAUUUUAUUAAAAACGUGAAAUAAUUGAGGACCGAAAAACAAAGUUAAUUAUCGGUUCCGUAAGGACUCUCUGUUUCUUUACCGACUGAAUAUAAUUUAUUAGAAAGUCGAACGUCCGUCAUGUAAAUUAGAUGAAACAAAAAGGGAUAAGCGGAACGGAUGAAAAGGAGCGAAAAGAUGGGACGAAAAAAUAGUGAAAUUUUUUCGUAGAAUACAUUGACGAGAGAAACGCAGACGCAGAAGCCUCGAUUUCUAACUUUAUUUUUUCAAUCUAAGACCAGUUACUUAUCCUCGUGCCAUGUCAUUUGUUUCCAUGUUCUAUUCGUUUUCUUAUAUUCGAAAAGUAUCGCUAAACCUUAGCAACGUAUGAGCGAUAUGAUCUCGAUCGCAAGACAGUCCCCGAUUUCGAACUGUCUGCCUGAGACGCUUGCAUUAAUUUUCAUUAUUAUGUCGUCGUUUCGUAACUCAUGUAGAUGAAAAAGAAAAAAUCAUGCCAGCGAUCGAUCUAGUCGAAUCGCCCACGUUGAUUCCUCUUUCUCUCUCUCUCUCUCUCUCUCUCUUCAUCGUGUAAUAUUAGCGUAGGAAAGACUCUGCAUGUUUUCGGACAUUUUUUUAUAUUUAUUCUUUUUAUACGUUAAAAAGGAAAUUCGAGAAAAACAACGCUGAAACGUGGAUCGUUGCAACGUUGCAGCAUUUAUUCCCUUCAAUAGUGCCCAAAGUUUUUUUUUAUUUAAGCUGCGAGAGAUUUGAAAUUUUCUUAUUUAAUGUUCAAUAAUGUCGACUGAUUUAGUCACUGCAACGCAAUGGAUUUUUGUGCCACGAAUAUAUUUCGAAUGAAAAUCAUAAAUUAUUCCUUCCAUUUUACGAUUAUGUGUAAAAUUGAUGUAUAUAAUUGAUUUUUUCUAUUAUUCAAGGUCGCACAGCUCGACAGACUAUGUACGAUAUGAAUAAACUUGUCCGAGUCAUGAA